Aegilops tauschii subsp. strangulata is the source of this 525-nucleotide messenger RNA. NCBI's taxonomy places the organism in Eukaryota, Viridiplantae, Streptophyta, Magnoliopsida, Poales, Poaceae. The record is from RefSeq and is a predicted model, not a curated record.
AUGACAGGUAGUUCAGCCCUGUCUGGGCCAACUCAGGAAACUCCUUGUGGACAAUUCCGGCCAUCUGCGAUUUAUGCAAAAAUCAUGAGAUUACAGCAGCGCCCGCAGCGUGGGAGCGGCGGCGGCCAGUGGGUGGCCCCGAGCGGCGGCGGACAGGGCACGCACGUCGCCGUCGACCGCCGCACCGGCGGGGUCCUCGCGGUCAAGUUCGUGGCCGCCGACCGGGCCGGCGAGCUGCGGCGCGAGCGGGGCAUCCUCCGCGGCCUCAACUCGCCGCACGUCGUGCGCUGCCUGGACGCCGAGGACAGGAGCGGCGGCGGCCUCAACAUGCUCAUGGAGUACGCGCCCGGCGGUUCGCUGGCGGACGAGAUCAGGCGGUGCGGCGGCCGGUGCGCCGAGGCCCUCGUCCGGUCCCGCGCGCGCGACAUCCUGCUCGGGCUGGCGCACGUGCACGCCGCCGGCGUCGCGCACUGCGACGUCAAGGGCCGCAACGUGCUCGUCGCCUCCCCGACGGCCGCGCCCUGA